CCUAAACCCUCAGCAGCUGCUACUGUCCGCCGGCCGCUCUCUCUUAACACUCUUCUCCGUUUCUCUGACGGAGCUUCGGCUGAAAAGCUUGCAUAUCGCUUUCGCCUUUCGAUUUCCCGCUAAGUUCCCGGCCGAAGCAACGAAUUCUGGGUCUUAAUCUAAUUCUCCGGAGCUAUGAAGUUCCUCCUUCAAUCCUUUUCCGGGCAGAAUCGAUGUCUGAUCCGAGCUUUGGGUCGCCGGUACUGUGCGGCGGCAUCAACGGAGGAAUAUUCAAAGAGGAACUAUGCCAACAACCUCUCUGAAUACAAUACAGUUGUCAAUUCUAUCACAGCGCAGCGAAGGAGCUUUCUGCUGAGGGAUGUGUAUGACGAUAUGAUUUUAGAUGGGGUGAAGCCUUCGGCAGAUAUAUUCCAUUCUUUGGUUGUUGGAGUGAUGAAGCGUGCUCGGCUUCAGGAUGCCUUGUUCUUCCGCGAAGAAAUGAAGACCCUGGGAAUUGCUCCAGAUGUUAAUUUGUACAACUUCUUGAUUUCUACCUGUGGUAAAUGCAAGAAUUCAAAUGAAGCCAUCCGGGUAUUUGAAGAGAUGAAGAGAUAUGAAGUAAAACCAAAUGCGCAGACCUAUAUCUGCCUGCUAAACGCAUGUGCUGCAGCUGGCCGAUUGGAUCGUGUGUAUGCUAUAGUACGUGAUAUGACUGCUGCUGGUGCUGGUUUGAACAGGUUCUGCUAUGCAGGACUUAUAACCGCACACCUAAAUAAGGUUCCUAGACAAGAUGACCUUUCCACUAAGAUUCUGGAGCUUGUUGAGCAGUCAAAAGGAUGGUCAUCAGUUGAUGCAUCGAGAAGAAGUGCAGAGAAUAUGAUGUAUGGUGUUAGUGAAGAGGAGCUGUACAACACUCCAACUGCAGAGUACACCCACAGGCCCCGGUUUUUCCAGAGGAACCUAACUGUGUAUCACGUAGCAUUCAGUGCCCUUGCUGACCUCAAAGACGUGAAAGCAUUGGAAGCUCUUUUAGAGAUGCUUAAGCAGGAUGGUCAUGAAACUGACACUUAUAUGGUUAUACAAAUUAUAAGAUGUUAUCUACACUCUGGUGACCUCGAUACUGGUCUCAAAUGGUUUGAAGAUUACAUGAGCACAGGCAAAGCCCCCGUUAUUGAACUAUAUACGACCUUAGUUGAAGGGGCCAUGGUGGGAUACACCCCAAAGGGAAUGCAGCUUGCUCAAGAUACUCUGGUUCAGAUGAACGACCGCAACUUUUUCUUGGAUCCAAAGAACGGAGCCUAUCUGCUGGAAAAAGCUGCUGGUGAAAAGACGGGUGGAUACACAACGGCGAAUUACAUAUGGGACCUGAUGCAGGCCAGGAAGAUUAUCCCUACCCUACCUGCUGCUGAAGCUUAUUACAAGGGAUUGAAGGAACGAGAAAUUCCGCAAGAUGAUCCAAGGUUGAUGCUAGUGACGCGUACAUACGAUAGCUUGCGUCUUAGGGUCGGGACAGGAUCUACUCGGCAGUAGCUCUCACCAAGAAGUUGAUUGAUAAUGGCGGUCUGGAGGAUGCUUUAGAUUAUUACAGGGCUUUCUGUUUUGUAAGAUAUUUUGUUUCUGGAUCUGUUGAAGAAGAUCUCUUCAAGCACAUUUGGGUUUGUUACCACACCACCUCUUUUAUCCGAAUAAAGACCGGAUGGAUGUUCUUGUCUUCA
Messenger RNA from Tarenaya hassleriana, 1694 nucleotides. RefSeq names its product pentatricopeptide repeat-containing protein At4g35850, mitochondrial. Gene Ontology annotation, cellular component: mitochondrion. Gene Ontology annotation, molecular function: protein binding. NCBI's taxonomy places the organism in Eukaryota, Viridiplantae, Streptophyta, Magnoliopsida, Brassicales, Cleomaceae. The record is from RefSeq and is a predicted model, not a curated record. Bases 175 to 1509 code for a protein of 444 amino acids. The transcript has 13 exons.